AUGGAGAGACAGGCCACGAAAAAGAAGCUCAAAUCUUUGAAUGCCUUUCAAAUGAUGGACGAUGGCAUUGAAGCGGAACACAUCUGCACAAGAGCUUGCGGCCGACUGCUCAAAUGUGGAAACCAUACCUGUCCUGAGCUUUGCCAUCGUGGGCCCUGUGGUAGCUGUCGGGAAGCCAUCUUCGACGAGCUUGCUUGUCACUGCGGGAAGACAGUCCUGCAACCACCUCUACCAUGCGGGACGGCGUCUCCACCAUGUCGAUUUGAAUGCGAAAGACCAAAGCACUGCAGCCAUCCCCAGGUACCUCAUAACUGCCACGGUGGCGAUGAGAAAUGCCCUAAGUGUCCCUUCCUGAGCCAGAAACCAUGUCUUUGUGGCAAGAAGGUGCUUAAGAACCAACCUUGUUUUGCAACUGAAGUUCGUUGCGGCGAGGUGUGCGGUGCAAAGCUGAAAUGCGGGGCUCAUGCUUGUCGUAAGCAAUGCCAUCGACCUGGCGAGUGCGAAGAUGCCGGUACAAGAUGUCUGCAGCAAUGUGGCAAAACGAAGAAGGUAUGCGAGCAUUCUUGUGAUGACAUAUGCCAUGCGCCCUCGUCAUGCAAAGAAGAUAAGCCUUGCCAACACAAGAUGUAUAUUACGUGUGAGUGUCAAAACUUGAAGCAAGAAGUCAAAUGCAAUGCUUCCAAGAACGCGGAUGGCAACAGCAAAAAGACUUUAACCUGUGAUGAUGAAUGCGCAAGGCUUGCGAGGAAUCAUCGACUUGCGGAGGCGCUCAAUAUUGAUAUCGAAACCCACACUGACGACCACGUACCCUAUUCCACGGAAACCAUGAAGCUGUACCGUGCCAACAUCAAUUGGGCACACGCCGAGGAACGAGAAAUGCGUAUAUUCGCCGCGGAUGAAGACGAGAAACGCCUACGCUUCAAGCCCGGCCCACCUCAUCAGCGAGCAUUUCUGCACGCCCUAGCUGAGGACUUCGGCUUCGACAGCGAAAGCAUCGAUCCCGAACCCCACCGCCAUAUACUGAUAUUCAAGACCCCUCGAUUCGUCAAAGCGCCCAUGAAGACGCUCGCUCAGUGCCUUCGUAUCCGUCUUACACAGGCUUCAUCUCUCACAGCAUCGACAGAAGAGCCCGCACGCCGUAUCAAUCCUUUCAACGGCUUCCUCCUCCUGCACCCCCGCUUCGGUCUCACGGUCGACGACCUACGUGGCGAACUUCUAUCCGCAUUCCAAUCGACCCCUGGUCUAGCCUACGACAUUUCCUUCCCCUCAUCAGGAGAUCAAGUCAUCAUCCGCGCCCGGCCCGCAACAGCCUCAACAGCCAUCUCCCCUACCGCCGUAGAAGCCUCCCUGAAAUCCAUCAAACCCACACUCUCCGCCAUCAUCAGCGCUAAGAAAAUAGCUUUUGCCCUCCACCUUUGCACCUCAGAUGCUGAAUUGAGUAUCAGCAGGAGAGAGAAUGACGGUAAAACAAGUACGGGCGUGGAUGGAUGGAGUCAAGUCGCAGCGAAAGGCGCGGCACCCAGGGUACUGAGGCCGAAGGAGGCGGUAGGGAAGAAGAGCGGAUUUACAGUGUUGGGAAGUAGGGUUAAGGAGAAGAAGAUGAAGGAGGUUCAGAAGGAGGUGGUAGAGGACUGGGAGGAGGAGAUUGAGAGGGAAGAAAAGGAGGCUCAUCAUGAACGAGGAGAUUCUGAUGAGGUGAACGAUAGGGGUGAGAGUAUCCUGAAUGAGGGGACAAUAGCUGGUUCCGCGAUGGAUGGGGAAGAUGAGGCGGUGAAAGAAAUGGCUCCACAAGCAUGA
Molecule: messenger RNA, 1797 nt
Organism: Bacidia gigantensis
Lineage: Eukaryota; Fungi; Ascomycota; Lecanoromycetes; Lecanorales; Ramalinaceae
Exons: 1
Coding region: 1-1797 (598 amino acids)
Biological process (GO): negative regulation of transcription by RNA polymerase II
Cellular component (GO): nucleus
Molecular function (GO): RNA polymerase II transcription regulatory region sequence-specific DNA binding; zinc ion binding; DNA-binding transcription factor activity, RNA polymerase II-specific
Source: RefSeq, a predicted model, not a curated record